GAAAAAAAAUACCAUGGCAUUUAUAACAGCAACAGUUUCAAAAAGGAAAUUGAUGUUUACUUUUGAAAAGUUAGAACUUUACGAGCUGUCCCUGAAGGCAGCGUUGCCUAGCAACACGGUGGUCCAACGUCAGUUUCUUUUAGAAGAGAUUAAAACAAACAGCGGAGAUUAACAACAUAAAGACACAAAAAAAGAUCCUGUAAAAACACAAAUACACAACUAUGGCGGAUGAAAUCGCUUCCGACGACAAAGAGAAGUCGUUGUAUUUGACACAGAUCCGGUUUCUGGACGAGCAGCUGGAGAGGUGUCAGCUGAAAUGUGACGAGCUGGACAAACAGAACAAAGACCUGGCCUCUCUGUGCAGCGCGCUGGGGAAGGACAAGGACGACAUCGCUCAGUACCUGAAGCACUCGGUGGCCGCAGAGGAGAGGAAGUUGGAGGAGCUGGUGGAGCGGCUGGAGAGGCAGCAGCUUGAUACUGAACAGGAGAUAGAGGCCAUGAAGCUGCAGCAGAGACACGAGCUGCAGGAGAGGACUGAGGAGCUGAACUCAGAGAGCAGGAUACAGGGGCUGCAGAUGGAGGAGCAGAAGCCGCAGAUGGAGGAGCUGAAGCAGCAGACGGAGGAGGUGAAGGAGCUGAUGGUGCUGCUGCCCGAGCAGGAGGCUCUGGAGAGGCAGCUGGUCAGUGAGAAGGAGGAGUAUGAAGCUUCCUACCACAGCCUGACGCUGGAGGUAGAGCGGGAGAGGAAUAAGAUGGCUGUGGAGCGGCGGCGCAGGGUGAAGGAGGGCGUUAAGACGAAGGUCUCGGAGCUUCUCCUGGAGGAGAGGGCUCGGCACCGCGAGCGGCUGGAGAAGGUGGAGCUGCUGCUGUGCGAGAACAAGGAUGUGUGGAACCAGAAAGACGCCCUGCGGUUCAGUGAGAGUCUGCUCUGUUCCGAGCUGGACAACCUGAGGAAGUGUAUCAACAAGGUCACCAAGGUGGUCUCCGCCCGCACGACGGAGACUGAGGAGCUGACGAAGGCGAACCAGCAGCUGGAGGCGGAGAUGCAGGAGUGGAGCAUCUCCUACGAGCGCAUGCAGGACGAGGAGAAGCAUCUCAGACAAAGCCUGGCCUCAGUGUCCGAGGAGUAUCGUCAGAGAGCAGCCGAGCUGGAUCAGCUGGAGGUCGAGAUUCAGGAGGAGAGGAGCAGGAGGUGGCAGCUGGAGGGCGACAUGCAGGAGGCGGCCGUCAUCAUCAGACAAGUCCUGACGGACUCAGAGGAGUCGUCUGACACUCAGCUGAAGAUGCAGAGGCUGGUGGAGAUCCUGGAGAGCACCGCCCCCGAGGGAACAGGCACCGCCCCCGAGGGAACAGGCCCCGCCCCCAAUGACCCCGCUGAGGACAGCAGCACCGGACAGCCACCUCAGACCUCCGGCCCCAAACCAUCCAGGGCAGAGACCCUGAACAUGGCCACAGACCCACUGUUCCUGAUGGCCCGCUACAGACCGGGCGACCUCGGCCUCAUACCUCGACCCUCGUGGAAACACGGACCAGGGUCGAGCGCAACUGCUGUUGGUGAUCAACAGCAGGAAACUCUGUGGCUGUCAGAGGACGUCGGGCGCUGUGGACCCGUCUGAUCCGGAUCCUCAGGAGACUGAGUCAGAGGCCGGAGCCUCCACAGACCCCUGAACCACAGCCAGACCACAUCAUUUCAAAAUAAAAUCCUGUUUCUGU
This is a messenger RNA of Seriola aureovittata, 1713 nucleotides long. Its product is annotated as cilia- and flagella-associated protein 157-like. The record is from RefSeq and is a predicted model, not a curated record. Bases 222 to 1616 code for a protein of 464 amino acids. The transcript is spliced from 9 exons. Gene Ontology annotation, cellular component: ciliary basal body; cilium. Lineage: Eukaryota; Metazoa; Chordata; Actinopteri; Carangiformes; Carangidae. Gene Ontology annotation, molecular function: microtubule binding.